AUGGGGUACGUAAGUGACGAUCCAUCCAAGCUUCGUGCGACACUUGCCUCGGCCUUCCAGCAGGCAGAUGUGGUGAUUACCUCAGGUGGUGUUAGUCGCGGGAGCAAAGACUACAUCAAGGAGCUUCUGUCUGAGAUUGGCGAGAUCCACUUCGGCGAGAUGUGUAUGAAGCCUGGUAAGCCCAGUACCUUUGCCACGGUGGCCGGCCCCGAAGCUCAGUCCAAGCUUUUCUUUGGGCUGCCAGGCAAUCCAGUGAGCUGCUUCGUGACAUUCAAGCUCCUCGCUGCACCAGCCCUGGAGCGGCUGCGAGGUUUGCCCCAAGCAGAUCCCAUCUACCCUCGAGUUGACGCGGAGCUGGCUGGUUCUGUGGAGAUGGACCCCGUGCGGCCCGAGUAUCAUCGCGCGAGGGCACGGUGGGAAUCGGGACGCAUCGUUGCUGAAAGCACCGGCUUCCAGCGCAGCAGCCGCAUCGCUUCCAUUGCUGAAGCCAACUGUCUUCUGGAGAUCCCCAAGAACAAAGGGACUCUCCCCAAAGGGACGGUGGUGAAAGCACUUCUGCUGCCCCAUGGCAGCAGAUCCCUGGCCCCAAGCCCAGAAGGCUUUCCCGGAGUGCCUCGGCCGUAA
This is a messenger RNA of Symbiodinium natans, 624 nucleotides long. NCBI's taxonomy places the organism in Eukaryota, Dinophyceae, Suessiales, Symbiodiniaceae. The record is from the annotation of a GenBank genome assembly.